GCGAGGGCGUCGGCCAUUUUGUGGCUGUUUCCUGUGGGACGCGGUGGUGGCGGUAGGGUCGGGAGAGUGAGCGACUCUUCGGCUAGUUUUUCCUGCUUGUUUUCUCCUCCCUUUUUUUUUUGUCGGUAGAGCGCAGUUAUGGGUCGCAAGAAGAAGAAGCAGCUGAAGCCGUGGUGCUGGUAUUGUAAUAGAGAUUUUGAUGAUGAGAAGAUCCUUAUACAGCACCAAAAAGCAAAGCAUUUUAAAUGUCAUAUAUGUCAUAAGAAAUUGUAUACAGGACCUGGCUUAGCUAUUCAUUGCAUGCAGGUGCAUAAAGAGACAAUAGAUGCAGUACCAAAUGCAAUACCUGGGAGAACAGACAUAGAGUUGGAAAUAUAUGGUAUGGAAGGUAUUCCAGAAAAAGACAUGGAUGAAAGAAGACGACUUCUUGAACAGAAAACACAAGCAGAGAGUCAAAAAAAGAAACAACAAGAGGAUUCUGAUGAAUAUGAUGAUGAUGACUCUGCAGCUUCAACUUCAUUUCAGCCACAGCCUGUUCAACCUCAACAAGGUUAUAUCCCCCCAAUGGCACAACCAGGACUACCACCAGUUCCAGGAGCACCAGGAAUGCCUCCAGGCAUACCUCCAUUAAUGCCAGGUGUUCCUCCUCUGAUGCCAGGAAUGCCACCAGUUAUGCCAGGAAUGCCACCUGGAUUGCAUCAUCAGAGAAAAUACACCCAGUCAUUUUGCGGUGAAAACAUAAUGAUGCCAAUGGGUGGGAUGAUGCCACCUGGACCGGGAAUACCACCUCUGAUGCCUGGUAUGCCACCAGGUAUGCCCCCUCCUGUUCCACGUCCUGGAAUUCCUCCAAUGACUCAAGCACAGGCUGUUUCAGCGCCAGGUAUUCUUAACAGACCACCUGCACCAACAGCAACAGUUCCAGCUCCACAGCCUCCAGUUACUAAGCCUCUUUUCCCCAGUGCAGGACAGAUGGGGACACCUGUAACAAGCUCAAGUACAGCUUCAUCCAAUUCAGAAAGUCUGUCUGCGUCUUCUAAAGCUCUGUUUCCUAGCGCAGCACAAGCUCAGGCAGCUGUCCAAGGACCUGUUGGUACAGAUUUCAAGCCCUUAAAUAGUACCCCUGCAACAACUACAGAACCCCCAAAGCCUACAUUCCCUGCAUAUACACAGUCUACAGCUUCAACCACUAGUACAACAAAUAGCACUGCAGCUAAACCAGCAGCUUCAAUAACAAGUAAGCCUGCUACACUUACGACGACCAGUGCAACCAGUAAGUUGAUCCAUCCAGAUGAGGAUAUAUCGCUGGAAGAGAGAAGAGCACAGUUACCUAAAUAUCAACGUAAUCUUCCUCGACCAGGACAGGCUCCCAUUGGUAAUCCACCUGUUGGACCAAUUGGAGGUAUGAUGCCACCACAGCCAGGCAUCCCACAGCAACAAGGAAUGAGACCCCCAAUGCCGCCUCAUGGUCAGUAUGGUGGUCAUCAUCAAGGCAUGCCAGGUUAUCUUCCUGGUGCUAUGCCGCCAUAUGGGCAGGGACCGCCAAUGGUGCCCCCUUACCAAGGUGGGCCUCCUCGACCUCCGAUGGGAAUGAGACCUCCUGUAAUGUCGCAAGGUGGCCGUUACUGAUCUUACUUCAAUCCAGUCUAAUAGGUUUGGAGAUUAAACCUUUUCUCAACUUGUGCUGUUUAUAUAGCCAAGCUUCCGUCAAUAAGGCUUCAUUGUGACUUUAACAAACAUUAUCUUCCCACAUACCAGGAACUAUUGGACAUUUAUUUUACAUGGGAAAAUUUAUUUGGAAUAAUAAAGCAGGAACUUUUCCUGAAGUUGCAAUUUAUACUGUAUGGCUUCUUUUUCAUGUUUCAUCUAGGUUUUUAGAAGUGAAGUAUAGUAAAUUUGGUUCGUUAUAUUGUGAAGGCGCUGGAAUUACAUGAACAUACCACCCUAAUAAAGGCAAGUUCUGUAAGCUUACGUUGCUAUUUGUAAAGUUAUGCCUUCACAGCAUUUCAGAUGCUGUUGGACUUCAUGUCCCCAACCUAGCUUGGUGAGGGCUGUAACUGUCUUCAAGUACCUGUACAUUGGAAGUCUGAAUGUGUAACAAUAUUUAAUGUAUUUAGAGUUCCUCAUGUUUCAGGGUUUAAGAAAUCUGACCCACCAAGGUCAUGUGACUUUUCUGUACUGUUAAACUUCAUUGUAAUAAAAGAGAGAAAAAUUUA
This is a messenger RNA of Balaenoptera acutorostrata (minke whale), 2213 nucleotides long. It is a transcript of the gene ZNF207, whose product is annotated as zinc finger protein 207. Gene Ontology annotation, cellular component: nucleus. The record is from RefSeq and is a predicted model, not a curated record. Lineage: Eukaryota; Metazoa; Chordata; Mammalia; Artiodactyla; Balaenopteridae. The transcript is spliced from 12 exons. Bases 139 to 1626 code for a protein of 495 amino acids.